AUGUACACCUAUACCGGAUUUCGCAUCAGAGCCUGUGGACAGUGGAGUAUGGAGCCUGAUCUAGGGUGUUUCAAGAAUUUCUCUGCCAAAUCAAUACCUCCCGGUCCCCUCUACUUUUCAAACGUCCGGCGUGCCGAACCCGAGUAUGCCAUGCCUCACUGUUCGAGCUUAUGUACUUGGGGUACUUCUUGUGAAGGUCUUGAUUGA
Messenger RNA from Puccinia graminis f. sp. tritici CRL 75-36-700-3, 207 nucleotides. RefSeq lists its product as uncharacterized. The transcript has 2 exons. Bases 1 to 207 code for a protein of 68 amino acids. NCBI's taxonomy places the organism in Eukaryota, Fungi, Basidiomycota, Pucciniomycetes, Pucciniales, Pucciniaceae. The record is from RefSeq and is a predicted model, not a curated record.